AUGCAACUAAGAAAAUGUAUAACUAGCAUACUUACUAUAAUUGAUGGAUUUACAAAGUUUGUGUGGAUUUAUCCAGUCAAGACUGUAACAGCAAAAGAAACUGUGGAAAAAUUGAGAUUACAUCAAAAGGAUUUUGGCAACCCACGGAGGAUUAUCACUGACCGAGGUACAGCAUUCACAGGCAGUGAGUUCCGAGAACAUUGUGAAGAAGAAGACAUCGAACAUGUUACAAUCACUACUGGAAUACCUCGUGGAAAUGGCCAAGUAGAACGCAUGAACAGUAUUAUUAUUUCUGCGUUGACAAAGAUGUGUAUUGAAGAACCUGGUCACUGGUACAAAUAUACAAGCAAACUACAACAAGUGAUAAACAGCACAUACCAGCGGGCAAUCUGUACUACGCCAUUCGAACUGUUAACAGGAGUGAAACUUAAACUGAAAGAAGAUUUAUCAAUUUUAGAAUAUUUAGAAGAAGAAAAUAGAUUGCAAUUUAUGAAUAGGAGAGAAGAAGCACGAAGAGAAGCCAAAGCUCAAAUUUUAAGAAUGCAAGAGGAGAAUAGAAAGACUUAUAAUAAACGACGUAAAGUAGGAGAAAUGUACAAGGUUGGAGAUCUUGUAGCUAUUCAAAGGACACAAUUUGGGAACGCCCUAAAAUUGAAACCUAAAUUUUAUGGACCAUAUCGCAUCACUAGGGAAAUGGGGAAG
This is a messenger RNA of Bombyx mandarina (wild silkworm), 702 nucleotides long. RefSeq lists its product as uncharacterized. The record is from RefSeq and is a predicted model, not a curated record. Lineage: Eukaryota; Metazoa; Arthropoda; Insecta; Lepidoptera; Bombycidae.